Anopheles nili is the source of this 2403-nucleotide messenger RNA. Its product is annotated as heat shock protein 70 B2-like. Lineage: Eukaryota; Metazoa; Arthropoda; Insecta; Diptera; Culicidae. Gene Ontology annotation, molecular function: misfolded protein binding; ATP-dependent protein folding chaperone; ATP binding. The coding region runs from base 236 to 2116 and encodes 626 amino acids. Gene Ontology annotation, biological process: protein refolding; cellular response to unfolded protein. The transcript is spliced from 2 exons. The record is from RefSeq and is a predicted model, not a curated record. Gene Ontology annotation, cellular component: cytoplasm.
ACAAGCGAACAGCACGCAAGUGAACAGUACGCAAGCAAACAAACCAGUAAGGAAGUGAGUGAUUGAAGAAAGUCGCGCAAAUCUACACGUGAUAUUUGAAUUUGAUUACACGAUUGGACGAAAUCAACCACAAUUUAAGUGAACAACGAGUCCUGAAGUACAGUCGUGAAAGGUUGAUUCGUUUGUGAAAAUCCUACACACAUUCGGCAAAAAUAAAAACUAUACCCCCGUCAACAUGCCAUCUGCGAUCGGUAUUGAUCUGGGCACCACGUAUUCGUGCGUGGGUGUGUUCCAGCACGGGAAAGUGGAAAUCAUUGCCAACGACCAGGGCAACCGGACGACGCCGAGCUACGUCGGCUUCACGGACACGGAGCGACUGAUCGGGGACGCGGCCAAGAACCAGGUCGCCAUGAACCCAACAAACACGGUGUUCGAUGCGAAGCGGCUGAUCGGACGCAAGUACGACGACCCGAAGAUCCAGGCCGAUUUGAAGCACUGGCCGUUCACGGUGGUGAACGAUGGCGGCAAGCCGAAAAUACGGGUCGAGUUCAAAGGUGAGCGGAAAACGUUCGCUCCAGAGGAGAUCAGCUCGAUGGUGCUGACGAAAAUGAAGGAAACUGCCGAAGCGUACCUGGGCCAGUCGGUCAAGAAUGCGGUCAUCACGGUGCCAGCCUAUUUCAACGACAGCCAGCGGCAAGCCACGAAGGACGCCGGCGCCAUCGCGGGGCUCAAUGUGAUGCGAAUCAUCAACGAGCCAACGGCGGCCGCCCUGGCGUACGGUCUGGACAAGAACCUGAAGGGAGAGCGCAACGUGCUGAUAUUCGAUCUCGGCGGCGGAACGUUCGAUGUCUCCAUUCUGACCAUCGACGAGGGCUCCCUGUUCGAGGUGCGGGCCACUGCCGGCGACACACAUCUUGGAGGCGAAGACUUCGACAACCGGCUGGUGGGCCACUUCACCGAGGAGUUCAAGCGCAAAUUCAAGAAGGAUCUGUCCAAAAAUGCGCGCGCACUGCGCCGUCUGAGGACGGCCUGUGAGCGGGCCAAGCGAACGCUCUCCUCCAGCACGGAGGCAACGAUCGAGAUCGACGCGCUGAUGGAUGGCAUCGACUACUACACCAAGAUCAGCCGGGCGCGCUUCGAGGAGCUCUGCUCGGACCUGUUCCGUUCCACGCUGCAUCCGGUGGAGAAGGCACUGUCGGAUGCGAAGAUGGACAAGAGCUCCAUCCACGACAUCGUGCUGGUGGGCGGCUCGACCCGCAUCCCGAAGGUGCAGUCGCUGUUACAGAACUUCUUUUGCGGUAAAGCCCUCAACCUGUCGAUCAACCCCGACGAGGCGGUGGCGUACGGUGCAGCAGUGCAGGCGGCCAUUCUGAGCGGCGACAAGGACGAAAAGAUCCAGGACGUGCUGCUGGUCGACGUGGCUCCACUGUCGCUCGGAAUAGAAACGGCCGGCGGCGUGAUGACGAAGCUGAUCGAGCGGAACUCGCGCAUUCCGUGCAAGCAAACGCAGACCUUCUCGACCUACGCGGACAACCAGCCGGGCGUGUCGAUCCAGGUGUUCGAGGGCGAGCGAGUUAUGACGAAGGACAACAAUCUGCUUGGUCAGUUCGACCUCUCGGGCAUUCCGCCGGCUCCACGCGGGGUGCCAAAGGUCGAGGUGACCUUCGAUCUGGACGCGAACGGAAUCCUCAACGUUUCGGCGAAGGAAAUGAGCACUGGUAAGGAGAAAAACAUCACGAUCAAAAACGACAAGGGCCGCUUGUCGCAGGCGGACAUCGAUCGCAUGUUGUCCGAAGCUGACAAGUUCCGCGAGGAAGAUGAGAAACAGCGCGAACGCAUCGCCGCUCGCAACCAGCUCGAGGCGUACUGUUUCAAUCUGAAGCAAUCCCUCGAAUCCGCCGGUUCCAAGCUGUCCGAAGCCGACCGUAAAACGGUGCAGGAUCACUGUGACGAGACGCUGCGAUGGAUCGACGGCAACGGCAUGGCCGAGAAGGACGAGUACGAGCACAAAAUGCAGGAGCUUACGCGGGCCUGCAGUCCGAUCAUGACGAAGAUGCACCAGCAAUCGAGCGGGUUCGGUGGCCGUUCCGGACCUACGGUGGAAGAAGUCGACUAAAGUGCUAGACGCUACGCUAAACUAGACGAUGUUAAAUUAUCCCCAUGGAAAUGGGGGAAACAUUCACUGUACAGUAUGCGUGAUAAGUAGACUUAAGAUAGAGUGUAAGCGAUUACGAAUAAGUAUGUAGUGCAUCACCAAAGAAGAGAAGCAACUAUCAAACGACUGAAAUAUAAAUAUAUGUUGCAUUUCAAUCGAAACCAAUUAUUGCUAUUUUAUUGUUAAACAAGUUGAGAAAGUAAUCCAAAUCGCUUAUUAUCAUGGACAAUUAAACAGCCAAAAAUAUA